GAUGACGAAGAAGAAGAACAGAACAGCUGACGAGCAUGGAAGCCCCGCCGUCUCCGCGUCCGCCACCGUCUCCGGCAGCGUCGAUCGGGCCCUCUGUCGGGCGAAGGCCCUGGGGCUCUGCCAGCAGCCCCGGCCAGCGUUCGCCAAUGCACUCGCCGGCGAGCACGCCUAGUCGCGGGGGCGCGGAGUCACCGGAGCUGCACACCAACGACCAGGGUCCCGUGACGCUGUUCUCCUCGUUGAUGGCCGGGUGGAUGGGCUCCCUGACCAUGGGCACCUCCAUAGGCUACUCGCUGCCCGCUGGCCAAAGCCUCAUUCACGCCAGGAGCAACGUCACCGGAAGCGGCGACGAGAAACUCUUUUGGCUUGACUCGCUGCUUCCGCUGGCGGCUGUGUUCGGUUCAAUGUGGGGUUGCUGCCUGGCCUGCUGGCUGGGCCGUCGGCGGGCGAUGGCGAUCGGUUCCCUGGGCUCGCUGUGUGCAUGGCUAGCCCUCGGUUGGACCUCCACCGACUUUUGGAGCCUCUACACUGCAAGGUUCCUGGAGGGUGCCGCCACCGGGGUCAUCUCGCUCAUCGCGCCUGCGUACGUCGCCGAAAUCGCGACUGUCAAGGACAGGGGCAAGCAGUGUGGGACGGUACAGACAGCCAUAGCCGCGGGUGUGCUCUACACGCACGUGGUGGGACGGUUCACGGACUGGUCGCAGCUGGCCCGAUGGUGCGCGGUGCCAUCUGCCUUGUCUGCGCUACUCGCCGUGCGGGCAAUUGAGUCUCCACGCUGGCUUAUGGAACAAGGCAAGCAGGACGCGUCCCAGGCAUCGUUGAGGCGUCUACGCUUCAUCGCCUCGCAGGCGGAUGGUGAGCUGGAGGCCAUCGAAGUCAUCUAUGUCAAGUCAUCGACGCCCGUCCGCCACUACAUGCUCGCCGUGAUGAUGAUAGUGCUGCAGCAGUUCUCUGGCGUCAACAUGAUCAUGCACUAUGCCGCCGGUUACCGGCGCAUCGCCUCCACAUCGUCUUCCCACGACUUGUACAUCAUACUCGCCAGUGUGCAGGUGGUGACUACGGCAUUGGCAUGUCGGCUGCUGGACAUGGUCGGCCGCAUAAAGCCGUUGGCCGUUUCCGUGACUGUCUGCUCAAGCAGUAUGAUGGCACUGGGAAGCAUCUUCUUCGCCUUCUCAGACGCGGACGGGAACGUGGACAGCGGUCCAGGAUUUUACCUCACCGGUGCAUGCAAAGUCGUCUUCUGCAUCGGAUACUCCAUAGGCCUCGGUCCCGCCGCCUGGGUGCUGGCCAUCGAGCUGGCCCCGCUCCGAGGGCGCGGCUUCGACUUUGGCAGCGUCUGCGUCUUCCACUGGGCCUCGGCGCUCACCGUCGUCAGCCUGGUCUCCACAGUCGGCCUCUCCGCCCCGUGGCUCGUGGUGCUCACGUGGUUGGCAGCUGUUUCCACGUUCGCCGGCGGCCUUGCCGCAGUCUGCCUGCUUCCGGACACCAGCUGCGUGUCCCUCGAGACGAUACUGCUCGAAGGCCACAAGGACAGACCCAAGAAACCCUUGGCGCCCGUCGAGGUUGCCGCUCCCUCGACCACGCAGCUGCAAAAGGAAGAGCGGGGAAAGGAGCACGAGCUCCGCAAGGUGGCGGGUUUCGGUCAUCGCUCGCCCUCGCCCCGGGGCCGCGAUCACCCUCGCGCCCUCAACCGUCAUGCCGACGGCCAAGCGAAACAAGAACCGCACGAAGCCGCAAUGUCCCCCCAAAACGAAGGCGGCGCUGCACCAAAUCCCGAUAAAGCGGCGGCCGCCACCGUCCCAAGCGAGCAAUAGCCCGAUCACAUGGGGGAACAUUGAAAGGACAACCUUUUUUUGCUAGAGCGCGGCAGUGUCCGCGUGCUUGGCUUCAAGCCGUGGGCCGACUUGUAGUUUCGCAUUGUUUAUAAAUACACUGCAUCAAUUUAUUAUUACGCUCUUCCAGCAUUUAUUAUUAUUGUAUCCUUGACCAUUGCUUUACGUUUUGGACAUUGACUUCCCUCGUUGUUUCACUAUUUAUAUUCAUAAGAACCAACUUUUUCUCUGUCAUUUGCUUCGCUGGAAAAACAAACUCUGCGAUACAUUCUCAAUGUGUGUUAACUUUGCGAAAUAACACGGUGCUCACUAACAUAUAGCAAGUGAUUUUUCAUCGAAGCACUUCUUUCCUAAUUCGCAGUUAUUUUACUAUUGUAGAAGGUGACACCUAAUGCUUACCAUAUAUAUUCUUUUAUGUGAGCAGCCUAUUAACAUUAUGUAGAACUCCUACCAACUUUCUAUUUACCUUACUCAAUGUCUAGUUACAUUUACAUACUAGUAACAUUUGUUCGUACACUGUCAAAAUGAUUCUUUCUCACUUUUGCAUAAAGGAUAUUUGAAAUACGCCGUAACAGACUUUCGUCUUACUUUUGUAUAAAAAAUGUUUUAGGUACACCAUUAAAAUAGUUCCUUCUUACUUCUUCAUAAAGAAUAUUCUAAAAACGUCGUUAAAGGACUUCCUUCUUACUUUUGUAUAAAGAGCAUUUGUUCAUAACCCGUUAAAGGGCCCUCUACACACUUUUGUAUAAAAAAUAUUUUAAACACACCAUUAACAUACCUUCUAAUUUUUGUCUAAGUAAUAACUUUACUACUCCUUUAAUAUGCAUAGGUUACAUUUGUGUAAAGAAAGUUUUAUUAUACAUCAACAUAUUUUUUUUCUGAAGGACAUGUGCCUUCAAUACGUCAAGAGCUCGUACUCGCUUCCUAAACUAUUUAAAAUGAGAAGUAACUUGACAGUUUUUGAUAAAUUCAAUAGUCGAAUAGUCGAAAUUCAAUGAUAGCCAAAGAUAAAGAGAAGCUGAACUGUUUCCAAGUGUCACCUAUCUGUGUGAAAAGAAUGAAAUUAUCCUUAGUGUGUAAAAAGAUGUAGCUUUCUUAGCGUCCCUAUUCACAGGCUCUCGUCCCUGCCUCCUACCGACGGGUUCUUCACAUUAAAGGAAAUUGAUAGGACGUUGCAUAAAGGGAAAAGCAAAGUAACAAUGUCAAUUGAUCUGCUUUACGGCGAUGGUUGGUUGCCGCGAAAUAAAUAGAUCGAAAAGUGACAAUUAUCUACUCUUCAUAUUCAGCGAUCUCCCUUCAUAACACGGCGACAAAUUUCUGAGAUAGGAUAAGGUUUUGCGGUGGCCUUACGACAUCCGUAGUUAUGGCACUCCGCAGUUCCAUGAGCCAGGAUAUCAAAGACCAUAUUUUUGCAGUGUUUCGCGCGCCUGAAAACCGGUAACGUCAUAGCCACCAUGCUUUGGACAUCUAGUUUAGAAUAAAAUUACUAUCCCGACCGCGGCAGCCACAUUUCGACACGGGAGAACUACAGAAACGCGUGUGCACUUAGGUUUAGGUGCCUGUUAAAGAACGCAAGGGGGUCAAAAUUAAUCGUUAGUAAGCCCUUACGGCGUGCCUCGUAAUCCGGUUGUGGUUUUGGCACGUACAGUCCCAUGAUGCAGGUAAAGUUUAACACUUCUGCACAGAUUCGAUGUGCCUUGUGAUACAAUGACAAUGCUACUCUUCUUGCAGGUUAUGAACAAUGGCGCACAACAACGCCUCAAGCAAACGUGGCUCGCCAUAUGUUGUGUACUACGAAGACAAACAGCAAUGAUGCACGCAAGGUAGCAUUUACCACCAACUCAACACUCUCGUAUUGCACUAAACGCUGAAGAAAGGGAACAUUCGCGGCAAACCUCACCGCUUAUAAUCGUCAAUCACAGCAAACAGCACAGAAAGCCUCGCCUAUGGCAGGAUGAGCAACACUUUCCAGCUAUCUCCGGUGAAAGGCACCCACGCUCUCAAGAAUCGGACUCAUCGGCCCCAUCCGGCACCCGAGGCCGUUCCCAAUCCAGAGGGCGAUCCAGAUCCCGGGGGCGCUCCAGAUCCAGAGGAUGGACAGCGUCUAGAGGGAUGAGAAUACGCAUCAAUUCCGGAAGCCGCAUUAGGCCCGACAGCCGCACCAGGUCCAGUUCCAGACCCAGAGGGCACCAGACAGGGCCGGUACCUGGAUCGUCGAGACCAACCACCUGGGCUGACAUUAUCCAUGGAGGACAUGCAGAGGUGAGGUCGGGGGCAUCCUCAGAGAGUGUGACAGAAAGCGCGCAUAAAAUAGCACAACUUGAACGCGAGAAUGCGAAUAUGAGGGAGGUUAUUAAAAAGCUUACGUCGGAAAUCGCGGAGAUCAAACACGGGAGAGGAACGCGUCCUCCGCCUGCGUCCGCUCCGUUGGAAACACCCCAACCUAUGGAGGUUCCUAUAGCGGAGGGCGAACAAGAUGAGGCGAGACCCUCUAAAAAACGAGCAGUGGCUUGUGAGCAGGAUAGUCUUCCGGGACGCGCAAGGUCAGAAAUUCGCGAAAUGUUUUCAGCGCUAAGUGACAGCGUAAGGCAACUGGCGGAGAAGGUCUCCCAGAUACAAAGCGAGAUGGCCUUUCAAGCUGAAAGUAUGAACAAACGUGUGUCCAAAAUGGAUUCGUUCCUAGAGAACGUAAUGUUGCCAAUCCCUUGUCCCAGCGUCAGUAUCGUACCACAUACUCCC
Messenger RNA from Dermacentor albipictus, 4571 nucleotides. RefSeq names its product solute carrier family 2, facilitated glucose transporter member 8-like. Gene Ontology annotation, biological process: transmembrane transport. Lineage: Eukaryota; Metazoa; Arthropoda; Arachnida; Ixodida; Ixodidae. Gene Ontology annotation, molecular function: transmembrane transporter activity. The record is from RefSeq and is a predicted model, not a curated record. Gene Ontology annotation, cellular component: membrane.